Echinostoma caproni is the source of this 240-nucleotide messenger RNA. The record is from the annotation of a GenBank genome assembly. NCBI's taxonomy places the organism in Eukaryota, Metazoa, Platyhelminthes, Trematoda, Plagiorchiida, Echinostomatidae.
GCACGAUUGGUCUCGGCCACUACUGUCCUGUCGAAGAUUUCCUUUAAAAUAACACUGACAUCCGAUCCAAAUCUUCCUUUCAAGGUACUGAAAGUCCCGGAAAAUGCUCCGUUUACCGCCGUUUUGAAGUUUGCCGCCGAAGAAGUGAGUCAUUUAGUAGCCAUAAGGACUUUUUCAGUUGUUAUUGGCUUCCUUCGCCGCGGUUUUGAAAUAAAUAAUUUUCUGGGGAAAAUUACUUGA